AUGACUGAAUCUGAAGUGGUUUCAAAACCUAAACAAAAACGUAAUAGGUUGAGUUUGAAUUGUUUGAAUUGCAAACGAAGAAAAAUCAAAUGUGAUAGAGAACUGCCUUGUAAACAAUGUAUUAAAUCAAAGCUUGAUUGUGAAUAUCAACAACCUGGUAUUACUAAACAUGAUGAUAAAGAUUCUAUUGAUUUUAGUGGACACGAAUCAAGAAUACAACAAUUGGGUAUUCCAGCCAAAUAUAACUUACCUGAAUAUCAAUCGGAAUUGCAAGAAUUGAAACAUCGUAUUAGGGAAUUAGAAGCAAGUGAACCAUCCAGGAAACGACAAAAACUUGCUUUACCAUCAACAUCAAUUUCAGAAGUAAAGUCCUAUAAAUAUAAUCCCGAAAAGAAUCCAACUUUCGUAGGAAUCAAUCCUUAUUCUGAUGUAAAUGAACGAAUUAAUUUCUACAGCGGAUAUAAUUCAAUCUUCAUAACUGCUGUUUCAAGACGGUAUAAUUCGGGUCCAUUUUCUUGGCUUUCCUUCUUGAAGAAAGACCCUGCUUUAUUUCAUGCCUGGAAAUAUCUUAAAGCACAAAGAGCUGAACAUAUAGGUCAUUUAAAGAAAGUUGCCCGUGAUGAUAAUGAACCUCAAUGUGCUUUGGAAUCAUCUGAUCUUCCAAAACCUAUUCAUUUAGACCCCCAUGAUAAAGCUCUCCAUGAUGAGGAUGAAGAUAAAUCAAAUUUGAAGGAAAAAAGUUUAGACAAUAGUCUUGAUAAAACAUUCCAUGCUAUGGUAAUGGAUAGAGAUGGAUUCACUGAUUAUAGAAUGUAUGGAAAAACCAAAAAGAAAAGAUCCAAAUCACAAAAGAAGAAAUCAGAAAAGGAUAAAAUGAAUGAUGAAAAAUCGUUGUCGCAUAUUGUUUCAAUGAACAAACAUGGUAUUUCUUUAGGAUUAACUGUUUAUGAAGGAACUAUCGAUAAAGAGUUACAAUUGAUUGAAAGACUAUCAAUGGUUUUACCUAAACAACGAGUAAUCUGGACUUUGAUCAAUAAAUUCUUUGCCUUAUUAUAUCCAUUCAUGCCAAUCAUAGAUGAAACUGAGUUCAAGACAGAAAUAACUCGAAUUCUAGGUCCUGAAGAAUAUAAUGAAACUGCUGUUGAAGUUUCAGUUGAAAAACGUUUAGAUUUUGCUUAUUUGGGUAUAAUGCUAGUCAUUUUACGUUUGACUUAUUUAUCAUUAUUUCUGAAUAGAAAUUGUCAGAAUGAAAAGAAUCUCCAUACGACAGACCCAUCAAAAGAAGCACAAGAGUUGAAAUAUUUAUUAUCUAAUCCUAUUAAUAUCACGUUAGUCAACAUGGCCCAAGAAUGUCUCGAACAAUUUGACUUAAUGAGAAGAACCAACUUUGCUGUUUUGCAAUGUGCAUUUAUGCUUAAAUUAUAUCGUAUGUUUGCGCCUGAAGAUGGUGAUGGUGCUGAUGCAGGGGAUUCUCAAACUUACAAUGCCAUGUUAAUUCAAAUGGCAUAUUCUAUGGGUAUAAAUCGUGAGCCUGUUAGAAAUUCAUAUGAUGAUCACCAGGAUGAUUUGAAAACAAACAACAUUCAACGUAAAAUUUGGAACUUCUUGGUUAUUUCCGAUAUUGCUCAAGCUUAUCAAUAUGGCAACCCGUUGAAUAUUGAAAAGAAAUAUUAUGACACAUCUUUACCAUUUCACAUACCAGGCAAUGAAAACAUUAAAGAUGUGGAAUUGGAGAAGCAUGUUAUUGGUAUUUUCUCAUAUUUUGAAAUAUGCUAUGAUAAGCUUUAUGAAAUAUUAGAUUCUACCUUGAACAUAAAAAAACAAAUUAAAUUAUCCGAAUUGGCAUCCCAGAUUACUAGUUUUGAGGUUUACUUGCAUGCAAAUUUUGGAACUUUGAAAGAAUUCUUGGUACCUUUUGAUGAAAAAGUUUAUGGUUAUUCAUUUAUUAAAGUCAUGAAAUGCAGAACUUACAUUAACAUGAAAUUGUUUCUUAAUACUUUGUUUUAUCAUUUAUUUCUACAUUAUGAAAAGCAACAAAAUACUGAGUUUGCAUAUUUUUAUUUGAAGAAAAUCUUAGCUUGUCAAAUUGGUGAAUUUCUCCCAAGUGUAUUCCAUUUAAUUGCUGAUAAUGGUACAAAUUUUGGAAAGGCUGGUGAUCUCAUGCUUAAUCCAACAAUUGUAGCUAUGAUUGAUAGAAUGACUGAUGUAAAUUUUGCUAUUUUGGUCAGAUUGAAUGCAACUAUUUAUCAAAUGAAACAAGAUAAAAUGAAUCAUAACAAGAAAUUAUUAUCUGACCAGAUUUAUCGUAAUAAAUUUGCAAAACUUACUCAAGCUGCAUUGAGGUUGAAGAAAACUUGUGAUUAUUUUGUUGUUGCCAUGUCUAAGUUAAGUCAAAGAUACUAUUAUGCUUGGAGAGUUACAAAAGCACAUACUUUCGUCUUGAAAAAUAUAUCCGAUGAUGAGUUUUAUGCUACUCAAUCACCAGCGACUUUAUUCCUUGAAUUGAGUGAUGAGCAACUAUCAGAAUUGACAAGUUUGGUUCGUACAAAUAUUGAUAAGAAUUGUCCAAUAAUGAAAAACCAAAAUAAUACUACUAUCUGUAUAGAGAAAGAAAUUCAUGAAGAUGAAAAAGAAGUUGAAUGUGUUUCAAAUAAAUCGUCAGAAUCAGCACCCAAUCCGGUGUCAUUACCUUCCCCUGUGGUACCACAGGCAUCUUCAAUUCCUACCCCAGAUAUAAUGAAAGUAUCAUCAGUGGUUGAUAAUUCCAAUCAACUUGGACAGCAGUUUGUUGAAGAUGAAUUUGAUUGGGAGAUUGAUUUUAAUAUGAUGAAUAGUACUGAAAUUGAUAAUUUAUGGUUACAAAUGGCACAGAUGAAAAAUGACAUUUCCCCAACUAAUUCAAUGUAUGGUAAUAAUCAAUCUAAUUCAUCAACCACGCCUGCUAAUUACACAUAUAAAUUUAAUCAGAAGAUAGUUAAUUCUACAGAAGUUCAGCCAGCUACGCCCUCAAAUGUAACUAGUAAUAAUCCAGAAACCAUUAACAAUGGUGGUAUUGCUAAUUAUCAAGAUAAAGAUGAUGCUACUAGAUUAUUACGUGAACUUGAAAUAUUUGAUACUUUACCCUUUGAAAGAUUUUUCGGAAGUACGGGAUUGUAA
Candida tropicalis MYA-3404 is the source of this 3156-nucleotide messenger RNA. RefSeq lists its product as uncharacterized. Lineage: Eukaryota; Fungi; Ascomycota; Pichiomycetes; Serinales; Debaryomycetaceae. Bases 1 to 3156 code for a protein of 1051 amino acids. Gene Ontology annotation, molecular function: DNA binding; zinc ion binding; DNA-binding transcription factor activity, RNA polymerase II-specific. The transcript has a single exon. Gene Ontology annotation, cellular component: nucleus. The record is from RefSeq and is a predicted model, not a curated record. Gene Ontology annotation, biological process: DNA-templated transcription; positive regulation of transcription by RNA polymerase II.